AUGUACGCGAGGGGAAUCCUGUUCGGAAAAAUGCAGUACGAAUUAGGCGAUCAUAGCGUGGUAAAAUGCCCCGAGCUAGGCCUUACGGCUGAGAUCGACUUCAAGACCAAGGGAUGGGUCAGCGGUACAUACAACGCGCUCGGAGGAACGAUACGAAACGAACAGACUGGGGAGGCUCUUUUCGAGCUAUCCGGCUUAUGGAGUGAGGAGAUGACCAUCAAAGAUCUCAGAAACGGGAAGAAAGACACAUUCUUCGAUGCUCGAAGAGCUAGACCGUCGAAGCCGCAAGUGCGACCCCUAGAAGAGCAAGAUGAGCGAGAAUCGCAAAAGCUGUGGCAGAAGACGGCGCAAGCGGUGAAGGAGAAGAACCACGAGGUUGCUACUGACGAGAAAACCAAAAUCGAGGAUAAGCAACGUGAAGAGGCGGCAAGCCGAGCGACAGGGGGCGUAGAUUGGCACCCGCGAUUGUUCAGGGCGGUACGUGCCGAUAUCGAUGGCGAGGGGGCAGACAUGGAAAAGCUGGAAUGGAUCAUCAACGCUCAGAUUGACGGCGCAACGCCCGAGAAACAAGCUGAACAGGUCAUGGGCAUAUACCCCAUCAUACCAGGCCAGAACACACGCGAACGAAACAUCGUACCUCCAAACGCCUCCGCUGGGAACCCCAAAACGGCGGGAAAGCCUGCCUCGGAUGACAGACCGGGAGACCUAAUCGACUUCGGCCAGAUCAGCCAGAAUGAUGAUGCUGCGUCGGCACCCAAGCUAGAUAGCAAGCCCGCCACCAAUAUCCACGAUACGAGCACCAACGCUAACAGCAUCCACGACAUGCUCGAAUCUACAGGGCAUAAAUCGGAUGGUCCUCUAAUUGACUUUACAGGCGAUAUGAAGAAGGACUUGCCGCCGGCCAAGGGACCGCCUCCAGCAAUGAAGCGGACCGAGACGGAAGAAAGCAGUGAUGCUUUCUACGAUGCUCAGAGUUGA
Molecule: messenger RNA, 978 nt
Organism: Anthostomella pinea
Lineage: Eukaryota; Fungi; Ascomycota; Sordariomycetes; Xylariales; Xylariaceae
Source: the annotation of a GenBank genome assembly